Messenger RNA from Branchiostoma floridae (Florida lancelet), 1898 nucleotides. Its product is annotated as gonadotropin-releasing hormone receptor-like. Gene Ontology annotation, biological process: G protein-coupled receptor signaling pathway. Gene Ontology annotation, cellular component: membrane. Gene Ontology annotation, molecular function: peptide binding; vasopressin receptor activity. The transcript has 2 exons. The record is from RefSeq and is a predicted model, not a curated record. The coding region runs from base 128 to 1810 and encodes 560 amino acids. NCBI's taxonomy places the organism in Eukaryota, Metazoa, Chordata, Leptocardii, Amphioxiformes, Branchiostomatidae.
GCUUAAUUUUCACAGUCCUUUGAGAAGAGAAAAGACUAGCGGUAGUGCAAAAAAAAGCGUCCAGAAAAGUGGACGUUUGUGGCCAAAUUGAAGACUAUAUCCUUGUGCUAAGAGUAAGAGGAGAAUCAUGACGUCUGUGUCGUUUUUCGGUACAGGGGAUGUGGAUUCCUGGACCAAGCCGCAGCUUCCGCCCAAGACCAAGUUCAUCGCAACCGCUAUGAACUCGACGCUGAACGCCACGGGAGGCUGCAGCACCAACGGCGGGGACCCGCGCAACUUCCCGGCCGACAUCGGCGGCUUGAACUACACCUCCUCGGCGAGCGCCGUCGUCUGGACCGCCCCCGUUAUCCAGCGGGUCGCCACCAUCAUUGUCCUCAUGGUCAUGACUUUGGUAGGUAACUGCCUGAUCAUCGUAAUUCUUACAUGUAGUUCGACUAAGAAGAGAUUCAGCCGAGUCAACUUCUUUAUCCUCCACCUGGCCAUUGGGGAUCUCCUCGUGUGUGUGGUGACCAUGAGCACGGAAAUCAUGUUCGUAGCGUUCGGACAGUGGGUGCUAGGGGAAGCCAUGUGCAAGCUGAUAGUCUACGGGCAAAUCGUGACUCUAGCCAGUACAACUUUCAUCCUCACCGCGCUCAGUUUCGACCGCUACAUUGCCAUAACCCGCCCUCUAAAUGUCAACAAGAACUCCACCACUGCGGCGAAGAAGACUAUAGCGUUGGCGUGGUUUCUGGCUUUCCUUUUUGCCGUGCCGCAGCUGUUCAUAUUCGUGCAGGAAGAGCGGCAAGCACCCGACGGGACGCUAAAAUACGCCUGUGUCAGUCAGGGGUACUCUUCAGAGUGGCAGCGGAAGGUAUACGUUACGUGGCUGGCUAUCUACGUUCUGGUCUGCCCUUCAACCAUCAUAUCUUACUGUUACAUCAAGAUCAUCCAAACGGUUUGGAGAACCGCUUCGGGCAGAGACAACGAGAGAGAUCUUCGUCGGACGGGCUGCAAGACCAUCUCCAGAGCAAAAGUAAAGACGAUCAAGAUGACCCUGUGCAUCAUCAUCGGGUUCGUGACCUGCUGGACCCCGUACUUCGUCGUCACCCUGUACGAGGUCUUCACUGGGCAGAAGCUGCCCGAGGUCGCCUACGUGGUCGCCGAGACCAUGGCCCUCUUCAACUCCACCUUCAACCCCAUCGUGUACGGCUGCUUCAGCUUGAACGUCAAACAGCGGCUGAUCGAGAUCUUCUGCGCGGACAAGCUCAAGGGUAAGAAGCGAAGAAGACCUACGCCUCUUCUCACCGAUGAUGUCUUGUUAACUCACAACAGAUCCUCUCAGCUUCGCACUAUGCUUCAAAAGAAACUACGAAACAAAAAGAAUCGGGAGUUGUCGGGAGCAAGUAAGUUCACCCGCAGUAGCAACAACUCCGCAACACCUGCGGCCAUGUUGAAGGUGACCCCGGAAGUGAUCGAACUUGACAAACGGAAGCAGACGUCAUCGCCACCCGAAGGGGAAAAUGUCGCCGCCAAGGUGCCAAAAAUCUUAAUCAACUGCGAGUCUAAUUCUUUAGAAUCGGAUGACAAACACCACAUUCAAGCCACGAUUGAACCUAAACCUAAAGAAGACAUUGUCGCGGUGACGGUGGACUAUCUUCGGGUCAUCCAGAACGUACUCGAACUUGAAUCUUCGGAAUUCAUUAGCACGUUUGCGGACACAAACGAUGUAACCAACCAGAUCGGGGUGUGUCUAGAUAUUCCCGGAAACGGCGGGGACAACAUGGCUGCCUCUUCAGACUCGUCUUUCCGGGAAUACGAAUCAACCUGUUAGAGAGGAGAACAACUUUCAAGAUUCAAGAAUUAGCAAGCAUUUCAAGGUCUUAUGAAGACCAACGUACCAAAAAUCAAAAACAAUCCAU